Molecule: messenger RNA, 1140 nt
Organism: Loa loa (African eye worm)
Lineage: Eukaryota; Metazoa; Nematoda; Chromadorea; Rhabditida; Onchocercidae
Product: CK1/WORM6 protein kinase
Exons: 8
Coding region: 1-1140 (379 amino acids)
Biological process (GO): peptidyl-serine phosphorylation; signal transduction
Cellular component (GO): cytoplasm; nucleus
Molecular function (GO): ATP binding; protein serine/threonine kinase activity
Source: RefSeq, a predicted model, not a curated record
AUGGCAGCAAUAAAAGUAGUAGAUGAUAUGAUGAUAAGUAAAGCUGAACUAACCUUAGGUGCAUCACAAACGGGUGAUACAAAUACAGGUGCUAUUCAAUCAAAAUCAUUGUCAAAGCAUUCUAGACAACGAAAAGUGUCAAAGAAUCUCUUUUCGCAAGAAGAGAGACAAAAAAGAGAGCAAAAUGAGAAAGAUGUUAACAUCGCGAAGCUAAAAAAGAAUGAACGGGUCAAUAAAUGGCUAAUUAUGGAGUUUAUUGGUAAAGGUGCAUUCGGAUGUGUUUAUAAAGUCGGAUAUCAUGGUGAACGAUAUGCGCUUAAAUUCGAUCUCGGAUGCUGCAGUGAUAAACCACUACUGGUUGAAAAGCACGUUUUGGAAUUAGCUAAACAAGCAGAAAGUAAACAUAUCGGUCGACUUAUCGAUUAUGGGAGUUAUUGCGGCUUUGAGUACAUUGUAAUGACACUUGUUGGCAAAUCGUUACGAGAUAUUCUAAUGGAACGGAAAAGGAAAAAGUUCUCUGCCGGAUGUGUCAUUUCAGUUGGCCUACAAUGUGUGGAAGCAAUCGAAGAACUCCAUCGAGUUGGAUUCAUUCAUCGCGAUAUAAAACCAUCAAAUUUUGCCACCGGACGAACUGAUCUCGUAAACGGCGCUCGAAAAAUUUUCCUCAUUGAUUUUGGUUUGAGCUAUCAUUACGUCGAUUCGAAGGAUCAAAUAAAGCAUUUAAAACGCGGUACCAGCUUCAAAGGGACAUUACGUUAUGCACCAUUGGGAUGUCAUCAACGACGUCCACCAGGUCGUCGUGAUGACCUUGAAUCCUGGAUGUAUCAGCAGAUCGAAUUUACAAAAGGAUUUUUACCGUGGAAAAAUCUGGAUAAUGAGCAAGCUAUUAUGCAUGUAAAAGAAACAAUUCGAACAAAUGAUGGCAUGCAAAAGCUGCUCAAAUCUUGUCCUAAGAAGUACAUGGAAAUAAUGAAGUAUAUAUGCAAAUUGAAAUACACAUCCAAGCCAGAUUACGAUCUCAUUUAUAAGAUGGGAAAAAUUGAUUUUCAGUUGCUUCGAAAAAUUCUCUUUGAAGCCAGACUGCAGGAAUAUCCAUACGAUUGGGAAUAUAAAUCUUUGGGAUAUUUUCGUAGAAAAUGA